AUGGUCUUGAGGUCGCGACGACGAAGCUUCAGACAAAGAGUGGAGAUCUGGAGCUUACCUAAGGCAGGUAGCACGCCAAGACGGCUAAGUGUGGGGCGUCCAGCAUCACUGACUACGGAGUCCACUGGGCUUCGUUACAACUUCACACCACCAAUCCCGAACCCUCCAAGUAGUACUUACCAACACACCACGAACCCGAAUACCAAAGCUAUGAGGCUCGCCAUAUUCUCGACCCUUGCCCUCGUGGCGGUGGCCGCUGCCGUCACCUCACCGCUGAAAUCCGUUAUUGUCUCUUACCCCGAUAAUACCCCAGAUAGCGUCUUGAAUCAAGCAAAGAACGCUAUCAAGACUGCUGGUGGAAUCAUCACGCAUGAGUACCAGUUGAUCAAGGGGUUCGCCGCCAAUGCACCGGCAAAGGCCCUCGAGACCGUGUCGACUUUGAACACCGAAUACCUUGCUACUGUGGAGGAGGACCAGAUGGUCUCUGUCAACAAUGCACUAUGA
Messenger RNA from Drepanopeziza brunnea f. sp. 'multigermtubi' MB_m1, 504 nucleotides. RefSeq lists its product as uncharacterized. Gene Ontology annotation, biological process: vacuole fusion, non-autophagic. The record is from RefSeq and is a predicted model, not a curated record. Lineage: Eukaryota; Fungi; Ascomycota; Leotiomycetes; Helotiales; Drepanopezizaceae. Gene Ontology annotation, molecular function: endopeptidase inhibitor activity.